CCCACAAACGCUCGCCAGCCGCCGUGCCAUCAAGGUCUGCCUUAAGAAGUAUUCAAAAAAUAAUAAUUUUCAUUUAAAAAAGUGAAAAUGGUGUCGAGUGUAAAACUGUUCUUGACUCUCGCUGUCUUGGCCACUUUCGCUUGCACGGGGUACGCCAUCAAAUGCUAUCAGUGCGAUUCUAUUACUAAGCCCAAUUGUGGAAUGAAUUUUAAGGCGGAUGAUAGUGUGCUUUUGGAUUGCACCAGGAUUGCCCCACCCCGAUUCCUGCAGAACUUCUUCCCCGUUCGCAAUGCCACCGGUUGCAUGAAGCAGACAAUCGAUCUACCUGGCCAAUCCCAGAUCGUGAGGAGCUGCUACUUUGGCGAUUUAAGCAACAAACAAACCGGAUGCCAGACUGACCCCAGCAUGCCCAUAAACAAGUUGUUGAGCUGCGAGGUCUGCACCAAGGACGAGUGCAACGGAUCCUCCUCCAUGGCCCCCAUUGCCGGAGUUAUCCUUCUUUUCUUCGGCGUUGCUCGUUUGCUGGCCUAAAUUUUAUAGUAAUUCUUGUAGUGCCGCUGGACAAAAUCAAGCCUGCUAAUACAAAAGCUUUUAAUCACAUUGCUUAAGUCAUUUUUGAAUCGCUUUUAAUUGUUAUACACCAUUUCAACAAUUUUUGUCCACAAUAAAGAUCACUUUAUUUAUUUGAAA
Messenger RNA from Drosophila elegans, 690 nucleotides. RefSeq lists its product as uncharacterized. The transcript has 3 exons. Lineage: Eukaryota; Metazoa; Arthropoda; Insecta; Diptera; Drosophilidae. Gene Ontology annotation, biological process: positive regulation of voltage-gated potassium channel activity; regulation of synaptic transmission, cholinergic; sleep. The record is from RefSeq and is a predicted model, not a curated record. Bases 88 to 531 code for a protein of 147 amino acids.